AUGGAAGAAGAUAGCUCUUCCAAUAGUGGCGAAAAUGUCGCUGAAGAAAACAGUCCGUCUAAGAAAGCAAAACUGGAUGAUCAACAGCCAUCUACGUCGUCCGCCGGAUCUUCAGUGUCAUCUGACACCAAAUCGUCAGCUUCCUCUGUUCCACACGUCAGCGAUUCUGCAGAAAACGCUACCAGCCAGCAAAUGGAGCACGCUAUCGACCCACCCAAUGAAACCGGCAGCCAGAGCACUGCUGCCGCGAGCGCUCCGACAAACGCAGCUAGCAGCUCGGUGGAACGGAACGGUGCAGCUUCUCGCCGUAACAGUCGAGGAGCGGCUAAUGAACGGGAGGGGAUCAACAUUUGGAAUCUGGAACGAUCGGUAGAACUACUGCGCCGAAAUGUGUACCGUCUUACCUACCAACGUGGCAGAGCUGAAGAUGGAGAAAAUGUGGCUGGAGGACCUUCCCGCCCAGCUGAAAACGAAGAUGCAGAUAGUCGCAUUAUAAACGAGAGCAUAUUUGAGGCACAGGUCGCCAACGAAUUAGUGCAGUUACUCGUACCGGGAGGUUUUCAAGGCUACGAAAGCCGCUCCGAUGAUGAACAACUAGGCGACGAAGAAGAAGAGGCAGAAGUGGAAAUCAAUAAUGAAUUUGAAAUAGCGGAACAAAUCGAUGACGCUUUGUCCGAUUCAUCUUCCAGCUCGUCCGAUUCAUCUUCAGUGUCAUCAACAACAACAUCGUCUUCGGACUCGCUGCUGUCCAUUCCACGCUCUAGCGGAUCGGAACUGGAAUAUCCGGAUGGUGCCCUUCGAGACUCUGUUGAUGUGAGCGAUCUCGAUUGCCUUAAGACGGACACCGUCAAGGGCGAUUGGAACAUAAUGCGCGAGAUUGGGCAGCGCCAGCACGGUGUACAGUUUCACAAAGUUCCUGCCACAGUCGGCAGUAAUCAGUACAAUCCGAGCCAAUUCCAAAAACGUGCCUACGGUUCCGUGCACCUAGUGCAACGGAUGGGGCUGCUGCACAAACUGGUGUACCAUACAGGUUGCGUGAAUAGCUUGAAUUUCCAUCCCAACGGCAAGCUUCUCGCCAGCGGAUCGGACGAUCUACGCAUUAAUCUUUGGAACUGGGAAUCGAAGAAGCUGCUCAAGUCGAUCUGCAGCGGUCACAUAAACAACGUGUUUCAGACGAAAUUCAUGGUGAGCGAGGGGUACGAAAAUGACAUUGAAGUUAUCUCCACCGGCCGCGAUGGCCACGUGCGCCACACAUUGAUCGUACCGUCCGGCUACUCGAGUACGAAGGUACUGUUUCAGUCACCGUUGCCGAUACAUAAGGUUGCAAUACCGGCACGCAACGAUCGCGUGUUUUUGAUGGCCGGUGAGGACGCUCGGGUGCGCCUGUGCGACAUACGGCAGAACAAGAUACAGACGUUGGUAAAUGUGAGCCGACGACUUUACAGUAUCGCGGCCCAUCCGCACGAUCCAGAGUUUUGUGUUUCGGGCAAUGACGCCAUGGUGCGGGUGUACGAUCUUCGGCGCGUCAAAAAACCGAUCAAAACGCUGGUUCCUUAUCGGCUACCGGAACAGUCUAUAUCUGCUCAUGCGAGUGUAACGUGCGCCGUGUACAACUUCGAUGGCACGGAGAUUCUUGCCAGCUAUUGUGAUGACGACAUCUAUCUAUUCGAUAACACCAGCGAGGGCAAUUUGAUACAGCCCAUCAGUCGCUUCCAGGGUCAUUGCAAUACACAAACCAUUAAGGGCGUAAAUUAUUUUGGACCACGCUCGGAAUUUGUGGUUAGUGGCAGCGACUGUGGCUAUAUAUACAUCUGGGAAAAGCGCAGCAAAAGCAUUGUCAACUGGCUCAAGAGCAGUGCGGGCGGGGUCGUGAAUUGCCUCGAACCGCACCCGGAAUUCCCAAUAAUGGCCACCUCCGGGGUGGAUGACGACAUCAAGAUUUGGGUACCGAAAGGUUUGAAUGAUGAACAAACUGCACCUGUUUUUGCAUCGCAUGAUUUGAAGCGCCACGUGCGGCGCAAUAUCAAUCAUCGGCAGUCGCUUCGGGGUAAUAUCAUGGAUCUGCGUGCUCCAAUUUCGCGGUUUUUCUCGGCCCACGCGAUUCGGCGUCGCGCUAAUAUAGUACGCGCAAAUCGUGCCGGUCCGCCUGCCGAAGGCAACAGAAACAUCGUCAUUGACCUGUUCGACGGCGAUGAGCUUGACUCCGAUAACGUUGAUAAUCCGCUUCUAAAUUGCAGCCCGUCAUAAGCUGUUUUCGUCGUUGAGUAGGACGGGCAAGCUUUCAGGAUCACAAAACCUUUAAUUAUCGUUAAGUAAAAGGAAAAAAGAUGUCAUUUUCCAUGCUGUAUAAACGAUGA
Molecule: messenger RNA, 2357 nt
Organism: Anopheles nili
Lineage: Eukaryota; Metazoa; Arthropoda; Insecta; Diptera; Culicidae
Product: DDB1- and CUL4-associated factor 8-like
Exons: 7
Coding region: 1-2247 (748 amino acids)
Cellular component (GO): cytoplasm; Cul4-RING E3 ubiquitin ligase complex
Molecular function (GO): protein binding
Source: RefSeq, a predicted model, not a curated record